AUGGCGUCUCUGUGCCUCUCUCUCCACCAAACCCUAAACCCCUCGGCGGCUCCCAGAGCAAGACCACUCACCCUCUCCUUCCCCAGAUCCACCACCAUCUCUCUCCGCCCCUCAACCAAACGCGCCGCCACAGUAACGACUCGCGCCUCCUACACCCCAACACCGGCAAUAGAACGCGUGAUUUCAAUCGCCUCAUACGCGCUUCCUUUCUUCAAUUCGCUCCAAUACGGUCGAUUCCUGUUCGCGCAGUACCCUAGGCUUGGACUCCUCGUCGAGCCGAUCUUCCCAAUCCUGAACCUCUACAGAUCGGUGCCUUACGCGAGCUUCGUGGCCUUCUUCGGGCUGUACCUGGGAGUGGUGAGGAACACGAGCUUCAGCAGAUACGUCAGGUUCAACGCGAUGCAGGCGGUGACGCUCGAUGUGCUUCUGGCGGUUCCGGUGUUGCUGACAAGGAUACUGGAUCCGGGUCAAGGAGGUGGCUUUGGGGUGAAGGCGACGAUGUGGGGCCACACUGGCGUCUUCGUCUUCAGCUUCAUGUGCUUUGUGUAUGGAGUCGUUAGCUGCUUAGUCGGAAAAACUCCUUACAUCCCCUUCGUCGCCGAUGCCGCCGGAAGACAACUGUAA
Messenger RNA from Microthlaspi erraticum, 624 nucleotides. Lineage: Eukaryota; Viridiplantae; Streptophyta; Magnoliopsida; Brassicales; Brassicaceae. The record is from the annotation of a GenBank genome assembly.